AUGCCGCUGCCUUCAACUUACGCCGCUCUGUUUCAGCUGUGGUUUGCUUGUAGCAUCACUGCACGUUUUCCCGACACGUCCAAUGCUACCCCACUGACGUAUCUGGCGUCCCGAGAGAUUAAGCCAAUCUUCGAGACGAUCCAACAGAACGCCGAUGGCUCUGUGCCUCUGUUCGCAUCCGAAGAAGAUCAGCUUACUCCGAAAGGUCCCAAGAACCUCACUAAGCACACCCACUCUCUGUCCGGCCCAGGCAAUUGCAAGGUCUUCCCAGGCGAUGGGGCUUGGCCGUCCUCCUCGGAGUGGUCGGCGUUGGAUGAUCUGACUGGCGGUGCACUGCUCAAGCCCCGUCCUCAGGCACACAUAUGCUAUGACAACAGCGUGGGCGGCGUGAAUGGCACUCCAUGCCAGACGAUGACGGCGAAUUGGACGGAUCCCUAUUUCCACCUCGACGACCCAAUUGAGAUGCUCUCACCCCUCUACGAAGGCAUGACGUGCCAACCGCCAGGCGUCUUCGACAGCGGAAACUAUCCAGCUCGCCGUGAAUUUGCCCGCAACACGGGUAUCCGUCUGGUCGUCAAGAACACCGGGCACGACUUCUCCGGAAAGUCGAGUGGUGCUGGCUCGCUCAGUGUGUGGACGCACAACAUGAAGGAGUUGGCGCACUUGCCUUCAUACAGCGACUCCAGCUACUCCGGCCCAGCCAUAAAGGCAGGCGCAGGCAUCCAGGGGUUCGAGCUGUACGCUGCCGCCAACGAACUCGGCCUCAUCAUCAUGGGAGGCGAGUGCCCGACCGUCGGCGUCAUGGGGGGGUGGAUACAGGGCGGUGGGCACUCGCCCGUGACGCCUCUGUUCGGCAUGGGCGCCGAUCAAGUCUUGGGCUUCGAAGUGGUCACCACGGAUGGUCGGUUCGUAACGGCCAACAAGGACGAGAAUCCCGACUUGUUCUGGGCUUUGCGCGGCGGAGGCGGAAUGACCUACGGAGUCGUCACCUCAGUCGUCGUCAAGGCAUAUCCCGACGUGCCUUGCAGUGCGGCAACGUUUGCAUUCUCGACCGGCCCGAACGUCACUGCUGACGCCUUCAAAGCUGGCAUGAAGUCCUACUGGAAGUGGUUCCCGGAAGGUGCCAACUCGCAGAUCUACUCGUACUGGAACGUCUUCAACGUCGCAGGUGACAUCUCCUUCACCAUGUCGCCGUUCUUCGCCCCGAACAAGUCCAUCGCAGAGGCUCAGGCAGCACUCCAGCCGUUCCUGGAUGACAUGGACGCGCUCGGCAUCCCCAUCUCUCCCAACUGGACGCAAUUUGACGGCUUCUAUGACGCCUAUAAAGCAUCCUUCCCAGUCGAAGCCGUGAUCAAUGUCGGUGUCGUGACUGCCUCUCGGCUGUUCCCGUGGCAAAACUGGGCGAAUCCAACCAUAUUCAAUCAGACUUUCGAAGCCAUCUGGCAGAAUGUGGAGGAUGGCCAGGCACUGUUCGCUUACAACAUGCAUCCGAGCUGGGGCCCCAACGGCGUCCAGGACAACGCCGUCCACCCCGGCUGGCGCGAGGCGAUCGGGUACAUGAUCACGGGCAUCGUCCAGGACCUCACCCAGCCGGCCGACGAGCUCGUAGCUCAGCGCUUGAACUUCACCAAUGGCGCAAUGCAGCGCUGGCGUGAUAUCACCCCCGGAUCUGGAGCGUAUCUCAAUGAGGCCGAUCGCCUUGAGCCGAACUUCCAGUGGUCCUUUUGGGGAAGCUUCUAUCCUCGGUUGCUCGCCCUGAAGCAGCGCUACGACCCAUUCAAUCUGUUCUGGGCGGCGACGGCUGUCGGGAGCGAGUUCUUCGAGGUUCGCAGCUUUGAUGGGUAUCCGGAUGAGGAUGGGCGGCUGUGCGCGAAGAGUGAUCCCAGUUUGUAUGCGGCUGAGGGACCUGACUAUGUCCCUCAUUGA
Molecule: messenger RNA, 1926 nt
Organism: Anthostomella pinea
Lineage: Eukaryota; Fungi; Ascomycota; Sordariomycetes; Xylariales; Xylariaceae
Source: the annotation of a GenBank genome assembly